Messenger RNA from Lachancea meyersii CBS 8951, 1176 nucleotides. The record is from the annotation of a GenBank genome assembly. Lineage: Eukaryota; Fungi; Ascomycota; Saccharomycetes; Saccharomycetales; Saccharomycetaceae.
AUGGCCAUUGUUAGACUGUCUCUGCUCUACGUUCUUAUUUGGCUGGGCGUCGUAGACGCUUACAGAAAUGCGGUCAAUCCUAGACCAACUACGACAACUUCGGAAGUUAUAAAGCCAUGGCGUAGAACUAUUUACUCAACACAAGUGGAAGUAGUAACUCCCACAGUGAUUGCGGGAGUCACAUUCUCUGCUAAGCCCGCAGUUACUCCAGACCCUCUCCAACCAUGGGUGUCCCUCGACAAACUCGGAAAUCCGAAAACCGUUAAGCCGGAAAUCAAGAAGGGACGUACAGUUCGUGGAACUCCUGAUUACAGCACGUACUUCCAAACACUCCAUGUAACUACUCUCACAGGCGAUGAAAUAGGAGCACACAACAUGGACAAGGAUGACAUACUCGUUGAGGACGUCUUUGAAGACGAAGAUAAAACUUAUGUUUCUUUGAACCCUAUCAUCCGGUGCACACCUCAACGCUACAGAAACAAGGGACUGGCUAAGGAUAUUUCCAGCGAGCCAUUCUGCACCCCGUUCGAAAAUGUGGAAUGGAAAAUCGAUCACACUUACUUUGUGACUUGGUACACCAAGUUCUUUGAAGAUCCAGAAACUGACAAAAUCGCGGAAAAGGUGAGAUUGCAUGCGUUCUAUGUCAAGGAAAAGGCCCACGAAAAGGGUUUCAAGAAGAGAAACCUUCACGGGGCAUUUUUCAGUACUGAAUGGGUGAAAAACGUUGACGGUCUAUACCCCAUGGAACCCACGGAAGAGUGGCUUCAAGACAAGUAUGAAAGACGCAUUUUGAUCGCCAUCCAACCCGACUACAUUGAGGACGAGGCCUUCGACCCUUGGGCUAACGGAAUCCUGUUGCACGUCAUCAUGGGCUCCAGAGUGUUCAAAAAUACUAAAGAACAGCUGGCGCUUCAAGAUGCUGGUAUUUCGGACGAUACCUGGUACUAUGUGGCAUUGACGAUGCCCACAAUGGUGGUUGUGGCAUGCGUUGCCAUGUAUUUCUUCCUACACCUCAACAAGACCCAUCGCGAUAUUCAUGACGUUAGACAAUUUGCCGUGAAUCAAAGGCGCCGCGUUUUGGGGACAUUCAAAACCUUCAACAAAUACAAGAAGCUGAAGAACCGUCCUUACAGUGAGCUCCCUACUCACAGCAAAAAAAGCAGUAAGCAAAUUUGA